This is a messenger RNA of Lynx canadensis (Canada lynx), 4495 nucleotides long. RefSeq names its product zinc finger and SCAN domain containing 18 (gene ZSCAN18). The record is from RefSeq and is a predicted model, not a curated record. Lineage: Eukaryota; Metazoa; Chordata; Mammalia; Carnivora; Felidae.
GCUCGCGCUCUCUCUCUUCCCCUCUCCCUCUCUCAAAAAUAAAUAAACAUUAAAAAUUUUUUUUUAAAUGGCCACUGAAAAGCAGGCAGUUGACUCACAGAGCUAAAGCAGUCCUGAGAAAACUCUGGCAGCAAAAUGAGCAGAUUAUGUAGUCUGAGGGCCCUGGUGUGGGGGUGUGAGGAAGGGCCACCCUGUUGAGCAUUGCCAUAGCGGGUGGCAGGAGUUAGGCUGCCUCCUGUGGGCCGUAGUGGGUCAUAGCACAGGCCCAGUGGUCCAGGUAUCCCACUUGUAGGUUUACCUUCCCAAUACAUCACCACCCUGAUCCCAGGGAUAAUGGCCAAUGAAAAUUCGGCACAGCCAGCAAGGCUCUUGAUGAAAACAAUUUACGGUCAACAGUGAGUAACCCCUGCUGUCAUGGGGUUUACAUUCCAGUGGGAGAGGCAGGUGGAAGGCAGGGAAGAGGGAGUGAGGAGGUAUGGAUGGGAGGAAUUGAGCAGGCCGUGGAGGGAAGGUCUCCCUGGGGGACCCAUCAGAGCCCAGACCCGGCUGGCACAGAAGAGCCUCUGUGGGGAGCAGGGCGGCGGGGGGGGUAGGGGGGUUGCGCUCAGGGAACAGAGGGGAGGACAUGAAUGGAGGGCGGUGGGAAGGGUGGCCUGGCGAGCUCUUUCUUCCUUGAGGGAAAUGGAACCCUGACUCAGUCUAGGCUGUGGGAGAGGACAGCGGCGGGUGCUUCGGUUUCUGCCACCUCUUCUCUUUCCAGCAGCUUUAUUAGAUGUAACUGACACCCCAAAAGAGAUCGCCUGUGUAAAGUGUGCAGUUCAGUGGUUUUGCCCAUAUUCACAGUUGUACAGCCAACACCACAGCUGAUUUUAGGACGUUUUCAUCGCUCUGACCCUGACCCCCUCGUCUGCCCCCGGCAGCCACGGAGCUACUUUCCGUCUCUGUGGAUUUGCCAGUCCACGUACAUGGAGUCAGACACCCCCACCGCCCCGAGGUCCUGGGCCGCAGGCGCUGGUGAAAUGUCAGAGCGCAUCUUCACUUUCCAUGGAGGAGGUCAUCAAUGCCCGGUCCUGCAUUGCAGAGUUUUCUCUGGAAAAGCAGGAUUGCUGAGGAAACGUCCUCACCACAGCUGUGCUCACACACAUUUUCCUAAAUUCCUCAGACGUGUUCGGAAGAAAACAUGGUUGGUUUCUGUGGUUCAGCCAGGGGGAGCAUUCCCACCGGGUUUGGGUGCCGCUUCUCUUUGGGGGUGUCUCCCUCCCAGCGGGGUCUGAGGGUUUUCUGGUUGUGUGGGGAGAAGUGUAGACCCCACACAUUCUGAGAGGAGCUGGAGCUCUGUCCUUGGAUGCUCAUAGCCAGUGAGAACAUCGUGGGCCCGAAGCUGGCAGCCGGAGGCCUGGUCCCCCGUGGCCCUGCCGGCUGCUGGCCUUCAGCUUGCUCGGUGUUUGUCAGGGGUCACAACCAAGAGAUUUCACCUAAAGACCCCAAAUCUAGCUUCUCCCAAGUGAUGCGUCUGCCCAUCAGGAUCAGCCAGGGGAGGAGAGGGUGCCGACAGGACCUGAACACCACGGUCCCUUCCCUCCCCCGCACCAUCGAUUCCCAACGCCUGGUCAACUUCUGCCUCCCACCUGGUUCUGUGGGUGGGUCAGGCCAGGUCUGCAGUCCUGUGUCAUUCCCAGAAAUAGAUGCUGGUUGUCCACUGAUCUACAUUUGACCCUUGAACAAGCCGCAGUUACGUGAACUUGCCCUCCACGACAGGUGCCCUGUCCCUGGAUAGUCACAUUUCCCAGUGUAGGUUUGGAACGAUGUUGCCGCUGGAGAAGGCGUUUGCCAACCCCAGGAGCUCCCCAGCUCCCCCAGAACUGCCCAUGCUAGGGUCAGCAGCUGAGGACCAGCAAGAGGACUCCAGGAGUGGCCUUGGGGAGGUCCCUGCCAACCUUGAGUCCUCCCGCCUGCAUUUCCGGAACUUCAUCUACCAGGAAGCUGCAGGGCCCCACCAGGCCCUGGACCAGCUGUAUGAGCUGUGCCGCCAGUGGCUGCGGCCCGAGGCGCACUCCAAGGAGCAGAUGCUGGAGCUGCUGGUGCUGGAGCAGUUCCUGAGCGCCCUGCCGGACAAAGUACGGUCCUCAGUGGUGGCACAGCAUCCUGAGAACUGCCAGAAGGCGGCCUCCCUGGUGAAGGACCUUGCCGACGCCCUAGAGGAGCCAGAUGGGUCCGUUAAGACUGGCGAAGACGUGGAGCCCAGUGAGACCCAGGCCGCCCCCAACAUCUCCUGUCCUGCUCCAGACCCUGUGCUUCUGGAACAAGGGUGUGCCGGGGACAAGAAACCCGAACAGCCCAAGCCUGCUAAGGCUGAGCCAAAGAAGUUGACAUUUCCGGAGAUGCCUCUGUACCUGGGGGAAUGGGGCCACCUGGACCCGGCAGAGGAGAACCUGAAGACCUUCCGGAACUGCUCUCCCUGGGGGUACCAGCUCGCCCAGCCUGAUGACACCUGCAGGCUGGAGACAGAGGAGCUUCGGUUGGUUGAAGCUGAACCGCCGGAAGGCAGCUUCUCAGGGGAUAGGAGGUGGAGGAAAGUAAAGAUGAGCAUGUGCGAGACGCUGAUGGAGAGGAACAGGGAAAUUCUCGUUUGCCCCUUGACGGGUGCUGCUCCGGAGGAGGAAGAGCCGCAGAAGGUUCUGGAACCUCAGGAGAGGGAACCAAGCCCUGUCCCCAGAGCCCAGAGGCAGUCAGUCAUCCGGGAGCCAGCCCAGGACAGGGGCAACAGCAGGGAGAGCCCUACUGUGCCUGUAGCUCCAGCUGCCCCACGCCAAGGCCUUGAGAAAAGGCCCCAUUCGAAGGAUGUGGGCGGGCAGGGCCCUGAGCCUGUCUCCAGCAUGAGCCACCCCCAGCAGCGCCAUGUGAAGGAGCCCGCUGCAUCUGGCCUCGGCGCAGGGUCCCUGGGCGCGAGUUGCUCUGCUGCCGAUGAGCCUGGGCUGUCCCGAGGGAAGCCCUACGCGUGCAGCGAGUGUGGGGAGACCUUUGCGUGGAUCUCACAUUUCAUUGACCAUCUUCGAAGCCACAGCGGCAGGAAGCUGUACGCGUGCCAGGGCUUGAAGAACUUCCACUUCAGCCUGGCCCUGGCCGAGCAUCAGAAGACCCAUGAGAAGGAGAAAGGCUACGCGCUGGGGUGCCUGGGACCCCACCCUGCUGCGUGUGGUGCCACGCCGGCGGGAGGCUCCGUGGGCUCCCGGGGGUGUGUGGCAGGUGACAUUUUCCCUGUGCAGCCUGAGCUCAGCGAUGAGCUGCUUUGCUGUAGGGUCCCUAGAGGCCAGCCUUGCCCGCCCAGGUUUGUGUCCCUAGAGGGCAGUCUGCCUGCCAGAUUUUCCCUAGCAAUGUAUCCGCUGCUUUGAAAACCCUUGCGUGGCUUCCUGCAGUAUCUGUGUGGAUGUGAGUCUGUCUGUUCUCUAAAUGAGCUAACGUGGCUAAAGCACUUAGAACCCAGAAGGGCCCACGGGAAGCCCUUGUCUCCUUGUAAAACACCCCAUGCAGAUGCCCAUGUGCAAGCACGAGCUAUCCGGUGUGAAAGAAUAUUCCCCUUUCUUCCGUAGCCAUUUUAGCACCACCCACACGUUGGAACAUUUGUCAUUGUGCAAAGUGUAGAGUUGCCUUAAAGUGUGUGAUCCGCCGGCUCUUGCUGAAGUCAGCUUUGUCUCUGUUCCCCUUGUUCAAGCUCCCCAGGGCUUCUGCUCAAGCUGUUUGGUCUUUUCAUAGACACCUGAUAUCAAGUUCACUUCUGAAUCCUCAAUAGCCAAUUGUUUCCUAGUUAAGCACGUGUCUACAUGUGUGGAGUGGCUUUACAAAGAUCACAAAAAUGCGUGGAGCCUGGUAACGCUGUGCUUUCAAACCAUGCGUCUCAGCCUACUAGUGAAUUGUGAAACCAAAUUAGUGGACGGUCGCCAGCAUUGCAAAUCAGUAGAAUUAAGUAAAAAUUCGUUGUGUAGUAAAGGCAAAUAUUGUUUUGUGAAACUUUUCAGCUAUAUAUCUAAAUAUGAGACCCGGUUGAAUGUGAAAUCAAAUUAGUGGACGGUCACCAGCAUUGCAAAUCAGUAGAAUUAAGUAAAAAUUCAUCAUCCGGCUGUAAAGGCAAAUACCGUUCUGUGAAAAAUUUCAGCUAUGUAUCUAAAUAUGAGACCCAGUUGCAAUGUAAGAUGUAUUUCUUACUCAGGGUGGAGGGUCAUGAUCAAAGCAGGUUGAAAACACUAAUAAGGGUUGAUGAGGUGUGUCUGCCUGGGCAAGUGGAAACUUAAUUCUUUGGGCUACAUAAGGUGGUCUUUUGAUUUUUGCAUUUGAUCUCGGAUUAGAGCAUUGCCUCUGUUGCCUGAGCAUAACUUAACUGCUUCUUGUAGGUAAACUGGUGCCUCUUUCUGUCAUGGUGUUUGAGCAGGCAGUCUGUUGUAACGAUGCCCGAAUCAUAGAUGCUUAACCUAAUAAAGGAUUUAUUUCUUCACUCACA